AUGGCGGUGGAGACGCGGAUCCGCACCGCCCCCGGCACCGCCAUCCGGUUCAACGUGCUGGCCCUGGGCGAGGAGCGCGCCGGCGCCGGCCUCUCGUCCGUGCACCUCCGCUGCACCGUCACCCUCGAGCACGCCACCCGCCGGCUCCGCGGCGGCGGCCUCGCCCUCCCCGACCGCGUCAAGCCGGAGUUCCUCCAGCAGCCGUCCACGUCCGACGAGGUGCGCGACCUGCGCGACCCCUCCGUCCUCCUCCGCCCCGACGACGUCCUCCCCGCCGUGCUCGACAUGCUCGCCUCCACGCCCGUGCUGCGCGGCGUCGGCCUCGACCUCUCCGAUGAGUCCGCCUGGGACGGCGAGCACGCGCCGCGGCGCAUCGCGGCGUGGCUGCGCGAGCAGGGCUCCCGCUGGCUCGCCUCCUGCCCGGAGCGGCGCUGCCGGUUCGAGGUGGACGCGCGGCUCCGGGUGACGCGGGUGUUCAGCGAGCCCCGGGCCGUGCUCCGGCGGUGCGCCGAGGUGGCGAUGCAGACGGUGGCGCCCGGGUCGGACGAGGAGUGCCGGAUCUGCUUCGACGAGUUCCGCGACGGCGGCAAGUCCGGGCCGGUGAACCUGCCCUGCUCGCACGCGUACCACGCGCACUGCAUGCUCACCUGGCUCGACCGCGGCGCCAACUGCCCCACCUGCCGCCACGACCUGUCCGGCAUGGUCGCCGCCGCGCCAUGGACCGCGCCGACGAUAUGGGCGACAUGGACGACGGCCAGCUCGAGUACUGCUACGGCCAGGCGGCCCGGGCCGCGGGCGCGGGGGCGCCGGUGA
Messenger RNA from Triticum turgidum subsp. durum (durum wheat), 813 nucleotides. The record is from the annotation of a GenBank genome assembly. Lineage: Eukaryota; Viridiplantae; Streptophyta; Magnoliopsida; Poales; Poaceae.